CUUUCAUUCUGUUUUGGAUUCUUGCGCUGUGCGGUUCGUUGCGGCUGCUACGUUGUUUUGUCGCCAAUUCGCUUUGUGGCUCUUAUGUCGUGCACAUCGUUCGGUCGUGUCGCGCGUCGCUUUGAAAUUUUUGUAGCCCACAUCACGAGCAGCAAAUGCAAAACGCACAAAUUUCAAUCAAGUGUGCAACCAAAAAUUUGAAUACGAAUUAAAGCAUGUUCAGUGUGUAAUAAGAAGCAGAAGAAUCAGAAGAAGAAGAAGAAUACGAAUAAGUAGAAGUAGCAGAGGUGCCAAUUCUGAAAUAUUUCGCGUCAAUAUAUUACAAAGAGUGCAUGAACAAAUCGAAAAGAGUUUUUCAAAUGGUUUUUAAAAAAGCAUCAUCAACCUAAGGCAAAUACAAUUUGUUGUUUUGCAUCUGUUUACGUACGUGUGUGUGUGUGUGUGUCUGUGUCCAUAUACAUAGCUCGAUUGUGUGCGAUUUUUAUAUAGCCAAUUUACUAACGGCACUUUGCCCUCCCCAUCUCGCCCCCGCCGUGCGUGAGAAGGAGCAGGCCGAAGAAAAUUCGCCAAAAAGCAAAAGCCGUCGAAUUCUUGUCUCACAACAGAGAAGCUAACACAAAAAGCAAGAAAAAAUGUGGCGCGUGCACGUGUGAGACAAAUUACAAAAAAAAAAAAAAAAAAAAAAAAAAGAAACACAAAAACAACAAAAUGCACACAAAAGCAACAGAAAAUUGCCAAAGCAUGUGCCGCAGUUAGCUGCAAAAGAGAAUUGCCAAAAAUACAAUAAACUAAUAUUUUUUAUGUUGUAAUCGAGUGUGUGCGUGUGAGUGAAGCAGCAACAACAACAAGGCCGCCCCACUAAGGAUUAUUACACUAAUAAUAACACACACAACACAACAACCACAGCAACAACAGCAACAGCAAGAAAGCUUAGCAACAACAACAACAGCAAUAAACAUGCAGUGGAUUAAAUGUUUAUUAACCGCAUUCAUUUGCUUCACAGUAAUUGUGCAGGUUCACAGUUCCGGCAAUUUUGAAUUGCGCCUCAGAUACUUCAGCAAUGAGCAUGGCCGGGACAGCGAGGGCCAUUGCUGCACCGGCGAAAAGGAUGCGACGACGGGCAGGUGCAUUGGCACCUGCAAGACGAGAUUUCGUGUCUGCCUGAAGCAUUACCAGGCGACCAUAGACACCACCUCGCAGUGCACGUACGGGGAUGUGGUGACCCCCAUACUCGGCGAGAACUCCUUCAAUCUAACGGAUGCGCAGAGCUUUCAGAGCAGGGGCUUCACGAAUCCCAUACAGUUCGCCUUCAACUUUGCCUGGCCGGGCACAUUCACGCUGAUCGUCGAGGCCUGGCACGAUACGAACAACAGCGCCAAUGCGCGCACCAACAAUCUGCUCAUACAACGCCUCUCCGUGCAGCAAGUGCUCGAGGUCUCAUCCGAAUGGAAGACGAACAAAUCCGAGUCCCAAUACACGUCGCUCGAAUACGAUUUUCGUGUCACCUGCGAUGCGCAUUACUAUGGCACCGGCUGUGCGAAUCUCUGUCGACCCCGAGACGAUCAAUUCGGUCACUACACAUGCUCCGAAUCGGGUGAAAUAAUCUGCCUGACGGGUUGGCAGGGCGACUACUGCGAGAAACCCAAAUGCGCCAAAGGCUGUCUCCAUGGUCAGUGCGAUAAGCCCAAUCAAUGCAUCUGCCAGAAGGGCUGGCGAGGACCUCUGUGCGAUGAGUGCGCUCCGUACCCGAGCUGCGUGCACGGCACGUGCAACAAGCCAUGGGAUUGCAUCUGCAACGAGGGCUGGGGCGGUCUGUUCUGCAACCAGGACCUGAACUACUGCACGAACCAUCGACCCUGCCUGAAUGGCGGCACCUGCUUCAACACCGGCCAGGGCCUGUACACGUGCAUGUGUGCGCCGGGCUAUAGCGGCAACGAUUGCCAGACGGAGAUCAACUCGUGCGAUGCCGACGUGAAUCCCUGCCAGAAUGGCGGCACCUGCGUGGACGAGGCGACGCAGCGCGGCUACAAGUGUCUGUGCCCCAAGGGCUGGAACGGACGCAUGUGCGAGGAGAAGCUGCUGACCUGCGCCGACAAGCCGUGCCACCAGGGCAGAUGCCGCAACACGAGCAGCAACAGCAAGCAGGGGUUUCAGUGCGACUGCCCCAGCGGCUAUAGCGGCAACACCUGCGAGCUGCACCUAGACAACUGCAAUCCGAAUCCCUGCCAGAACGGCGCCAGCUGCCAGCCAAACGGCAAAUGCAUCUGCCCCGACGGCUACACGGGCGCCAAGUGCGAGCAGAACAUCGAUGACUGUGUGGGGCACAAGUGCCAGAAUGGCGGCACCUGCAUCGACAUGCUCAACCAGUAUCGCUGCCAGUGCGUGCCCGGCUUCCAUGGGCCGCGCUGCAGCAGCCGCGUCGAUCUUUGCCUGACCAAGCCGUGCGCCAACGGCGGCAGCUGCACCAAUCUGAACAACGACUAUCAGUGCGCGUGUCGUGCGGGCUUCACCGGCAAGGACUGCUCCAUCGAUAUCGACGAGUGCGGCAGCCUGCCCUGCCACAACGGCGGCACCUGCAUGAAUCGCGUCAACAGCUUCGAGUGCGUCUGCGCCAACGGCUUUCGCGGCAAGCAGUGUGACGAGGAGUCCUACGACUCGGUCAGCUUCGAUGCCCAUCAAUAUGGCGCCACAACACAGGCGCGCGCCGAUGGCCUCACCAAUGCCCAGGUCGUGCUCAUCGCCAUCUUCUCCGUGGCCAUGCCGCUUGUCGCUGUGAUCGCCGCCUGCGUGGUCUUCUGCAUGAAACGCAAGCGCAAGCGCGCCCAGGAGAAGGACGACGCCGAGGCGCGCAAACAGAACGAACAGAACGCGGUCGCCACGCUUCAUCACAAUGGCAGCGGCGUCGGCGUGGGCGUCGGCGUCGGCGGCCUGCCCGCCGGCACGCUGGGCGUGAAGCGCGGCAGCAGCGGCGGCCUGACCUUCGACAACAGCAAUCCGAACAUCAUCAAGAACACGUGGGACAAGUCGGUCAACAACAUCUGCGCCUCGGCCGCUGCAGCUGCUGCGGCCGCGGCCGCUGCCGACGAGUGCCGCAUGUAUUCCGGGGCGUUGGCCAACUAUGCCGCCGCCGCGGACAACAAUGCCAAUUCGGAGUUCUGUGGCGUGGGCCAGAUAGCGCCGCUGCAGCGCGCCAAGUCGCAGAAGCAGCUCAAUACGGAUCCCACGCUCAUGCAUCGCGCCUCCCAGCUGCUCUCUGCAGGAGCUGGAGCCGCCGGAGCGGCAGCGGCAGCAGCAGCAGCAGCAGCAUCUGCUGGCUCAACCAAAGACUACAGCGCGUCCGGCGCUGGAACGGGCGCCAGCGAGGGCAAGGGCAAGCGCAUCUCGGUGCUGGGCGAGGGCUCCUACUGCAGCCAACGCUGGCCCUCCUUGGCCGCGGCAGGUGUUGCCGGCGCCUGCUCCUCGCAGCUGAUGGCCGCCGCCUCGGCGACGGGCAGCGGUGCGGCGACGACGCAGCGCACCGUGGUCUGUGGUACGCCGCACAUGUAAGCAAAGACUGCCAGCGAGAGAGACAGAGAGAGAGAGGGAGAGCGAGAGAGUGAGAGAGAGAGACGCCAAAUGAGCCGUUUAUGGCUUUGUUGUUGAUUGAAGCAGUGCAGUCGUCAAAAUUGUAACAGGCUUAACUCUACACACACCAACACACACAUACACAUACACCCACCCACACACACAAGCACACACACACCCACACACCCACACUUAUCGAUCAAUUUUAAAACCUUAAAUCGUAAUUAUUAAUUUAA
Molecule: messenger RNA, 3800 nt
Organism: Drosophila virilis
Lineage: Eukaryota; Metazoa; Arthropoda; Insecta; Diptera; Drosophilidae
Gene: Delta
Product: neurogenic locus protein delta
Biological process (GO): multicellular organism development; Notch signaling pathway; cell communication
Cellular component (GO): plasma membrane
Molecular function (GO): Notch binding; calcium ion binding
Source: RefSeq, a predicted model, not a curated record